AUGUCUCUAACCUGUUCGGACAGUGAUGAGGAACAUGAUCCCCAGCAGCCCCCCAGAUUCUACGGAAUAACUUCUCCUAUCAGUCUGGCUCCACCUGAGGAGACGGACGUGGUUCUCAACCAGAAACUGACAGAGACGCUCAUAUCCUACAAUGUGUUUGAAGAUGAGGUUGAGCUGCAGCACAGAUCCCUGGUGUUGAGAAAAUUGGAUUCAUUGUUUCAAGAGUGGAUGUGUAACAUCAGCGAGGCCAAGAAAAUACCUCCAUAUUUAAUGGAUGUUGUCGGAGGGAAGAUUUUCACUUUCGGCUCUUAUAAACUCGGAGUUCACACAAAAGGUGGUGAUAUUGAUGCCCUCUGUGUUGUCCCCCAUCACGUAGAGAGAUCAGAGUUCUUUACCUCAUUUUAUGAGAUAUUAACAGAGCAAAAGAAGGUCAAAGAUUUGGUGGCUGUAGAAGAGGCCUUUGUUCCAAUCAUUAAACUGACCUUUGAUGGCAUUGAGAUUGAUUUAUUGUUUGCUCAGCUAGCCUUGGAAACCAUGCCAGAGAACCUGGAUCUGAAAGAUGAUCGCUUGCUGGAGAACUUGGACAUCCAUUGUAUAAGGAGUCUAAAUGGUUGCAGAGUGACUGACGAAAUUCUCAAUCAAGUUCCCAACGUUGAAAAUUUCAGACUCACCCUCAGAGCCAUCAAACUGUGGGCAAAACGCUGCAAUAUCUACUCAAACAGUCUAGGCUUCCUGGGCGGAGUAUCUUGGGCCAUACUGGUGGCUAGGAUCUGCCAGCUCUACCCCAAUGCGGUACCCUCUACUUUGAUUCAUAAAUUCUUCAUGGUCUUUGCCCAAUGGGAGUGGCCCAUCCCAGUCCUUCUGAGAAAGCAAGUCAAGUCUAAGCUAAAUUUGCCUGUCUGGGAUCCAAGGACAUCACGCAACGACCGCUACCACCUUAUGCCCAUUAUUACUCCAGCAUACCCCCAGCAGAACUCCGCCUAUAACAUCUCCGUCUCAACACGGGCCGUUAUUAUGGAAGAGAUUAAACAUGGUCUUGCUGUCAUGGAGGAAAUAGUGAACGAUAAAGCGGAUUGGUCAAAACUCUUUCAGCCUAAAAAUUUCUAUGAGAAAUACAAGCAUUAUAUUGUGCUGGAGGCAAGUGCAAAAAGCAAAAAACAGCACCUGGAGUGGGCUGGCUUUGUGGAGUCUAAGAUAAGAAUCCUGGUGGGAAAGCUAGAGAUGAACGAAUUCAUUACACUGGCCCAUGUGAAUCCCCAUUUAUGCCAGAUGCCCCCGGAAGGCAGUAAAAAGCGGAGAUACUACUCUGCGUGGACGAUUGGCAUAGUGAUUAAUAAGGGAGCCGGAGCUAAAAACGUGAACGUAGAUUUGCGUUCUGAUGUCAACUCUUUUACAGAAACAGUGUACUCCCAGGCCAUCAACAGUCGGAUAUUUCAGAAGGGCAUGAAAAUUACAGUUACUCAUAUGAGAAGGCGACAGCUGCACGACUUAUGGCCAAAUAUGGCCAUUCGGAAACGGAGAAAAUGCUUGAGACGAGGCAUAGGCUCAGAGACUGAAAAGAGUCUGAAUCAGUCCCUCUGCACAGAUACCUCUGUUUCCUCCCUGACUGGCACCUCAGACACAGACUCCCAGAACAUUACACCAAACCACGUCAGCAACUGUGAAGGAACCCAAGCUGCCGUCAUCAGGCCUCAGUUCCAAGAGUUCAUCUUCAAGCAGCAGUUCCACAAGCAUGUGUCAGGGUGCCAUGAAGAGGGCUGGCCCCCUUAUUCAAAAUGA
This is a messenger RNA of Chanos chanos (milkfish), 1779 nucleotides long. RefSeq names its product poly(A) polymerase type 3-like. The coding region runs from base 1 to 1779 and encodes 592 amino acids. Lineage: Eukaryota; Metazoa; Chordata; Actinopteri; Gonorynchiformes; Chanidae. The transcript has 18 exons. The record is from RefSeq and is a predicted model, not a curated record. Gene Ontology annotation, cellular component: nucleus. Gene Ontology annotation, biological process: RNA 3'-end processing. Gene Ontology annotation, molecular function: RNA binding; poly(A) RNA polymerase activity.